Messenger RNA from Sclerotinia trifoliorum, 1282 nucleotides. The record is from the annotation of a GenBank genome assembly. NCBI's taxonomy places the organism in Eukaryota, Fungi, Ascomycota, Leotiomycetes, Helotiales, Sclerotiniaceae.
GCUUCAUUCCUGAGUUUACUUUUUUUGCUUCAUUUACUUUGUUUCUUUGAUACAAUAUCUGCGACUUGAAUAUAAGAUUGAUUGACUACAAAUGAGGAUACGAAGAUAGUGUUUAACAUCUUAUUUCUUUCUCGCCUUUCAGGAAAUUGCUGGAUUUAGAAGAUUACAAAAGUUGCCGAGGUUCAUUUCAGACCGACAAGAUGGAGGAGGGAAGGAUUGCUAUCAUAAAGGUAUACAUCCACCGUUUUUGUCCUGAUUGUCGCGGUAUGCUGAUGCAAGUAUAGACAGCACUUGAGCAAUUUAUUCUAGAUCCGAAAAAUGCGGAUUUUCUCGCCGUCCUCAAAGCUGCUCGCAGCGGCGCUGUCUACGGUGCUAAAGUCAGGUUUCCUCAUGCAUUGGUGUAGGUUCCCCUUUUCUGCUUCGCCUCUGCCACUUGAGGUGCAUUACUGAUUUGACAUUCUAGUAUGAUGUUUUUAUUUAGAUCUGGUACUGUCCGUGAAAAGAUAGGGCUGAUACUCCGCGCAACUCGAACACAUGCGCAGAAUCUCGCGAAAUAUGCUACAAUAUAUAAGUCUACGAUGCUGGCUUUGAAAUACGCAGGAGGAAAGGAGGGAAAGGAAGGAAGGUGGGAUACCUUUCUGGCAGGGCUGUUAGGCGGAUAUGUGGUAUUCGGGAGGAGGUCGAAGAAAGGUCAUGUUAGUAGUGUUAGUAAACAGAUUGUGAUAUUUGGUAUGUUUCCCCUUACUUUUAAGCCUCCACUAGUCUACAACCAGAGAUAUACUAAUCCAAGGCCAUGCACAGUAUUCGCACGAGUAUGCUUGUCGCUAGCACAACUGGCAGUCCUUCCUUCAACAGGAAUUAUUCGUAACCAAGAGCUUUCGGAUAGAAUAUCGAACGACGCAUGGCCAGUAUUUGCAGCGCUGAGCUGGGGAAGUGUUAUGUGGUUAUUCAGGUGGUAUCCGGAGACAGUGCAGAGUGGGUUGAGAAGUAGUAUGGAUUAUAUUUAUGUGCAGAGCGAUCAUUGGGAUAGUUUAAGGAACUUUAUUGUGCAUAGUAAAUAAGGGAAGUCGGGGAAUAUAAAGGCGUGAAUAUCUACAAACGACGAUUAAUGCCGUUUAGUAAUGGCUAGAGGCUGAGAAGGAUUUACGGAAGCACAUAAGAUAUGGUUUUGGGACGGGUUAUAGAUUGGAGGUCAUAUGCUUUGCAUAUCUCAUGCCUGACAUUCACGGGAGGAAUACCUGGGUGUAGAAUUAGAACAAUUUGCGGGUUAUGGUCCCAAAUA